AUGUUUUUUCUUCGUUAUCGGUAUAACCUAAAACAAAAAUUUUUCUGUUUUUAUACCCAAUCCAACGAUACCGCUGUAUCUUUAAUAUUAAAGAGAAGAAAAGCUGAUAUUAUGAAAUAUUUAAACGUGGCUGAAAAAAAUGAUGCUGCUAAAAAUAUCGCUCUUCACUUGUCCCGAGGAACAUCCAGGAGGUGUGAAGGAUUAUCUCAGUUUAAUAAAAUAUAUGAAUUUGAAAUUGAAGUAAUGGGACAAAAAAGUCAAAUGGUGAUGACAUCUGUAUCAGGGCAUUUAUUAGCAUUAGAAUUUGUGGGAUCUUAUAAGAAUUGGCAGUCAUGUGAUCCGCUGUUACUCUUUGAUGCACCAGUUUUCAAAUACUGUCCUGAAAAUUAUGACAAAAUAAAGAAAACACUAGAAAGGGAAGUGAGGAGUUGUCAUGGGCUUAUAAUAUGGACAGAUUGUGAUAGAGAAGGAGAGAAUAUAGGAUUUGAAAUAAUUGAGGUGUGCAAGGCAAUAAAAAAUAACCUCAAUGUGUUUAGAGCAAAGUUCUCAGAAAUAACAGGUGUAUCUGUAAAGAGGGCACUGCAAAACCUGGAACAACCUAAUAAAAAUGUCAGUGAUGCUGUGGAUGUUAGACAAGAGCUUGAUUUGAGAAUUGGUGCAGCAUUUACUCGAUUUCAAACAUUAAGACUGCAAAAGGUUUUUCCCAGCAAAUUAGCUGAAAGUCUAGUUAGUUAUGGUUCAUGUCAGUUUCCAACACUGGGUUUUGUUGUGGAAAGAUAUAGGGCAGUUGAAAAUUUUGUAGCGGAACCAUUUUGGAAGAUAAAAGUGAAUCACACUAUGAACGAUCUCAGCGUAGAUUUCUCGUGGGAGAGACACAGACUAUUUGAUCGUGAAGCAUGCCAAGUAUUACAUGACAUUUGCAUCGGAAACCCACAAGCGAAAGUGUGUGAGGUCAAAACAAAACCAAAAUCUAAAUGGCGACCUCUACCAUUGGACACUGUGGAAUUAGAAAAACUAGCAUCCAGAAAAUUAAAAAUAAACGCAAAAGAAACGAUGCGAUUGGCAGAAAAACUAUACACACAGGGUUUUAUUAGCUACCCACGUACAGAAACUAAUGAAUUCCCUAAAGAAAUGAACUUAGGACAACUUGUUGGGCUACAAACAAGUGAUCCCAACUGGGGGGCGUUCGCGCAAGGCAUCCUAGAUAGUGGAGGGCCGACACCUAGGCAAGGAAAUAAAAGUGACAAAGCCCAUCCACCCAUACAUCCUACUAAAUAUACUAAUGCCUUAACAGGCAAUGAGCAGCGUCUCUACGAGUUCAUAGUGCGCUCUUUCCUUGCAUGCUGCUCGAAAGACGCUCAAGGGCAGGAGACAACCACCACUAUAGACAUUGCUAAUGAAAAGUUCAACGCAAGUGGACUGAUGAUCACAGCGAGAAAUUAUCUUGAUGUCUAUCCAUAUGACAAGUGGUCGUCAAAAGAAAUACAUCUAUAUCAAAUAGGUCAAACUUUUAAUCCAACAAGUAUUGACAUGGUAGAUGGCAGCACAGCUCCACCAAAUUUGCUCACAGAAGCUGAUCUCAUAGCCCUUAUGGAGAAGCAUGGAAUUGGUACAGACGCAACUCACGCUGAACACAUAGAAACAAUUAAGAAUCGUUCAUAUGUGGCCCUGGCAGAUGCUAUACAUUUUGUGCCGGGACUACUGGGUAUGGGUUUGGUGGAGGGUUACGAUUCGAUGGGUUUGAACAUAUCUAAACCACACCUAAGGGCGCAGCUGGAGGCAGACCUAAAAGCUAUAAGCGAAGGAAGAAAACAACCACAACAAGUUUUAGCAGAACAGAUAGCCAAAUAUAAAGAAGUGUAUCUUACAGUAGCGGCGGAGGCCAACAAAAUUGACAGUGCCCUCGCUGAAAGGUUUAACGAACGGCCCAACGAGUACACGCCCACCUCUACACAUUCCGUUUCAUCGCCUGCAGUUUUGAAAUGCCCCAAGUGCGGCACUGACAUGGUCGUAAGACAAAAGAAGAACAAUGCUGAUGAAUAUUACAUAGGCUGCAUGUCAUUUCCACAAUGCAAAAAUGCUGUUUGGCUGCCAACUAUCGUUAAAAGUUUGCAAGUAUUAUCUGAAACUUGUUCAUUGUGUGGACCUAAUUAUAAAAAAAUCAAAUUUGAAUGGAAGAACAAUUCUAUAAACCAUCUGUACCCACCCCCAUACACGGCUUGUAUAGGGGGAUGCGACACCACAUUCCUAGAAUUACUUAAAAUUAAUUUAUCUAGUGUCAGAACAGUUGGUCAACACACUACGGCACAGUCUGCUGGUAAUGUCAGUCGAUCUAAUAAUAAUAGCGCCAGAGAAACAAUUACAUCAUCAGUGAAUAGUAUGGGAAGAGUACAUAACCAAAAUAGGACGAAUUCUACUGCACAGUCGAGGCCAAAUAAUGCUUCAUCUACGACAUAUAGAAAUCAAAUUACUAAUAAUAAUAUGAUGCCAACAUCAAGAAAUAUGCCUGCCAAUGAUUCUGAUGAUAAUAAUGUUAUCUGCAGGUGCAAUAAAACGGCAUUAUUGCUGACUGUUCGAAAACAAAAUCAUAAUUUUGGUAAAAAGUACUAUAAAUGCCCAGUUGGGAGAGAAAAUGGAGGUUGCGACUUCUUUCUGUGGGCGCCAGAGUCUGAAAACGAACAGCAUCCCUUCAUUACCCCGCCGUCAAACGAUUCCUGGGGACAGGAACCUACGACAUCUGCAAACAACACGAGUACAAGGGGUUGGGGUACAGUGCCAAAUGUCUCCAGGGACAGUUUCCCAGAAAAUGAUGAAGGGGUGAUGUGCAAUUGUAGCCUCCCUGCUAAAAAGUUAACAGUUCACAAAGAAGGACCGAAUAAAGGCCGCACGUUCUAUGCCUGCUCUAAAGAAUACAAUCGCCGUUGCAACUUUUUUCAAUGGGGCGACGAAGGUGUUAGUAAUGAUUGGAGCGCCAGUGGUAGUCGAGGACGUGGCGGAGGGAGGGGCGGUAGAGGAGGUCGGGGAGGCAACGGAGGAAGGGGAGGAGGAGAUGCGCCCCGUGCCAGGAAAUGUGGUCACUGUAAGCAGGAGGGACAUACUAGAAAUCGCUGCCCGGCUCUCGUCGACUGAUAGUUUUAAGCAUACGUCUCGUUAUGUAUAUACAAUUUAGAAACUUGAAAUUUUAUGUUUUUAAAGUUAUAAAUGUAUAUUUACUAAAUAUAUGGUCUUUUUAUAUUGAAA
This is a messenger RNA of Galleria mellonella (greater wax moth), 3240 nucleotides long. It is a transcript of the gene Top3alpha, whose product is annotated as DNA topoisomerase 3-alpha. Lineage: Eukaryota; Metazoa; Arthropoda; Insecta; Lepidoptera; Pyralidae. Bases 1 to 3129 code for a protein of 1042 amino acids. Gene Ontology annotation, biological process: DNA topological change. Gene Ontology annotation, cellular component: chromosome; nucleus. The record is from RefSeq and is a predicted model, not a curated record. The transcript has 15 exons. Gene Ontology annotation, molecular function: DNA binding; DNA topoisomerase type I (single strand cut, ATP-independent) activity; zinc ion binding.